This is a messenger RNA of Salvelinus fontinalis (brook trout), 3765 nucleotides long. RefSeq names its product pyruvate dehydrogenase [acetyl-transferring]-phosphatase 1, mitochondrial-like. Gene Ontology annotation, molecular function: protein serine/threonine phosphatase activity; cation binding. Gene Ontology annotation, biological process: protein dephosphorylation. Bases 166 to 1740 code for a protein of 524 amino acids. The record is from RefSeq and is a predicted model, not a curated record. NCBI's taxonomy places the organism in Eukaryota, Metazoa, Chordata, Actinopteri, Salmoniformes, Salmonidae. The transcript has 9 exons.
AAUCAGCGUUUAGUAUAUUGUGAGCUGGAGAGAGAUGCAGGAGGGUGGGUAGCGUAGGAAAACGAAAUAGUAAACUCAGAGAAUAAGGUGUAGGAGUUUUGGCGCUGCUCUGAGAGUGUGUGUGUGGCGGUGCUCUGAGAGUGUGUGUGCCCAGAGCGAGCCACCAUGCCCGUGACAUCACAGCUGUUCCGAGGCUUCCCUCGGGCGAAGCUCUGGGGUUCCUUCCUGUUCCCAUGCCAACGGCAGCCCCCCUGCCGCCCCACCUCCCACCGGCCCACCUCGUCGCAGCCCCACCCCAUAUGGCCGACAGCCAUGCCCGUGCGUGGCUAUAGGAGGAGCCCUGACCUCCACAGCUACAAUCUCACCCCCCCACAGGUCAACUCAAUCCUCAAAGCCAACGAGUACAGCUUCAAGGUUCCAGAGUUUGAUGGUAAGAAUGUGUCGUCGGUGAUGGGGUUUGACAGUAACCAGCUGCCUGCCAACGCACCCAUCGAGGACCGGCGCAGCGCUGCCACCUGUCUGCAGACGCGGGGGAUGCUGCUGGGAGUGUUCGACGGCCAUGCGGGCUGUGCCUGUGCACAGGCGCUGAGUGAGAGGUUGUUCUACUACGUAGCCAUGUCCUUGAUGCCCCAUGAGACCCUGUGUGAGCUGGAGUCGGCAGUAGAGGCAGGCAGACCCCUCAGCCCCAUCCUGCAGUGGCACAAACACCCCAACGACUACUUCACCAGGGAGGCACAGACUAUGUACUUCAACAGCCUCAGAACCUACUGGCAGGAACUCAUAGACCUCAGCAGUCCAGGGGAGAGCCUAGGGCCCAGAGAGGCGUUGCUGAGUGCCUUUAAGAGACUGGACAGUGACCUGUCUCUGGAGGCUCAGGUGGGAGAUGCCAAUUCCUUCCUCCACUACUGGGUUCUGAGAGUGGCCUUCUCUGGAGCGACUGCCUGCGUAGCUCACAUCGAUGGAUCCGACCUGUAUGUAGCGAACACGGGCGACGGCCGGGCAGUGCUGGGGGUCCAGGAGGAGGACGGCUCGUUCAGCGCUCACACGCUCUCCAACGACCACAACGCCCAGAAUGAGAAUGAGGUGGCCCGCAUCCAGGGGGAGCACCCCCCCUCUGAGAAGAAGACUGUCGUACGACAGGACCGGUUGUUGGGCCUGCUGAUGCCGUUCCGUGCAUUUGGAGAUGUGAAGUUCAAGUGGAGCAUUGACUUGCAGCGAGGUGUGUUGGAGUCAGGACCAGACCAGCUCCAUGACAACGAACACACCAAGUUCAUCCCCCCCAAUUACCACACCCCUCCCUACCUCACGGCCGAGCCUGAGAUCACACACCACCGCCUCCGACCUCAGGACCGCUUCCUGGUGCUGGGUACAGACGGGCUGUGGGAGACGCUCCACCGACAGGAGGUGGUCCGGAUCGUAGGGGAGUAUCUAACGGGGGUCCACCAGCGCCAGCCCCUCACCGUGGGGGGUUACCAUGUCACCCUGGGACAGAUGCAGGGGCUGCUGGCUGAGAGGAAGGCCCGUGCCUCCUUGGCGUUCCAGGACCAGAACGCUGCCACCCACCUGAUUCGCCACGCGGUGGGCAACAAUGAGUUUGGAGCAGUGGACCACGAGACGCUGUCCAAGAUGCUGUCUCUCCCUGAGGAACUGGCCCGCAUGUACCGUGACGACAUCACCAUCAUCAUCACACAGUUCAACCCACACGUGGUUGGACACCAGCGCCAAGGGGGGGAGUCCUGAGCCAGCUCAGCCUAUCAGAGGGGAACGUGGACAUGAACAGGAAGUUUACUUUCUAGGAGGAAAAACACUGAUGUGAGGACUGGGUCUUGCUACAGACACAUGGUUAAGCCCUAAUUUUUAUUUUACCAAACGUGCACAAAACAUACUGUUUAUGGACUAACCCUGCAGAGGGAGGACUGUCUACCUUCGGACUCCUUAUUUUAGGAUUGUUAUUGAAGAGGUGCGUGUACAGUAUGUGCACAUGUGAGCACACAGUCCUGGUCAUGUGGAUUGUUGAAAGGCUUGCUGAAACUGAUGACAAGUUGGCUCUUUUGUGGCCUUGUGUGUGUAUGAAGCUUUUAAAGGAUAUUUGAUCAACUUCCCUGCAGCUGCUCUGCUCUGUCACAGUCUCUGCCCGUAGGAAACUUUCAUCUGUGUUUCAUCUGUCACAGUCUCUGCCCGUAGGAAACUUUCAUCUGUGUUUCAUCUGUCACAGUCUCUGCCCAUAGGAAACUUUCAUCUGUGUUUCAUCUGUCACAGUCUCUGCCCGUAGGAAACUUUCAUCUGUGUUUCAUCUGUCACAGUCUCUGCCCAUAGGAAACUUUCAUCUGUGUUUCAUCUGUCACAGUCUCUGCACGUAGGAAACUUUCAUCUGUGUUUCAUCUGUCACAGUCUCUGCCCAUAGGAAACUUUCAUCUGUGUUUCAUCUGUCACAGUCCCUGCCCAUAGGAAACUUUCAUCUGUGUUUCAUCUGUCACAGUCUCUGCCCGUAGGAAACUUUCAUCUGUGCCAAAAGAGUUUGCUGCUUUAUAACUAUGUUGUCUGAGCAUUGAGGUAAUGAUACGGUGGCAGCCUUUGUGUUUGUUCAAUCUGGCCUGUCUACUCUACAAACAUCCCUCUUUCAUAUCACAGAAUCUGUGCUGUGCAGUUGCAGCAUCUGUCUUGCUCUAGAGCUGCAACUGGCCUCCAUCCUGGCUCUACCGCAUGGCUCUGCUGUUACGUAGUAGGGCUCUGUCUGUCUGUGUUCUGUCAUUGGAUGGAUCAGUGUCCUUUAUACUUGUUACAGACAGACAGCCAAGAGCUCCCAGGCACACUUCUUGUUAUCUUAUAUUUUGAAUAAUGUUUAUUUAAAAUGUUUUUAAUCGGAUUUCAAACGUUGACUGUUUUGUCAACCUUAGCGAGGAAUAACUGCCUGUGUCUAUAAAGCAGAUUUUAUUUCUCUGAGACAGACGGCGUCACUAAGAUAGGAACCAGUAGAGCUACGUAGUGUGCAGGCUUUAGAUCCAACACCUCUAUCACAACUACUCACCCAAAGCAAUCAGGUUUGUUAUGCGCUGAGUGUGUCUGAUUCUACAGCAGACUGAAGGAGUGGUGGUAUUCUGUAGAGGAGAGAGAGAGAGGGGAGUGUGAUCAGACGCUUAUUGUUUUAGGGUUGCGGAGUAUACAUGUUUCAAAGGAACAUAGUGGUUGAACCUCUCGGUUUUUUGACAAUUAUACGCUCAUACGGGGGGAUAUGGUAUACUAACGUCAUCAUGCUUACAUGGUGUGUAUUUUAUCAAAAAUGUUUUAAAAAGUGAACUUUUUAGUUUUUACCAGUGAUUCAUUGCUAGCCUGGUGUCAGAUCUCUGUCUGAGGUAACCAUGGAAUUAGGAAUUGAACUGUAACCAUCUCCUGUCAUGUUCAUGCCAAACCUCCAGGAGUGACUGAAACAGAGACAGACUUAGUCAUUGUUGGUAGGACACUAACCAUGGUGGUGUGGUUCUAGGCUUUUAUAGGUCAAAUGAAGGGUGUGCAUAAUAGGAGGUUGUUUAUCUUAUGGUGGUGUAUAUUUAGGAGAGGAUAGAAUGUAAAGCUGAAGGUGGCUCUGUCUGGACGCUGGCUGAAUACUUGAAGGUUAUUUAUGCAACUUUUAAUAUGUCGCAGGUAUUUAUCCACAAUUAUAUGAGAUGUGACAGGUAUGUAUGUACAGUGUCUUUACCUAUUUGGGCUUGAGAUUAAAGUUUUUUUGUAUUUGGAAACUUUUAAUAAAACACUGACUACACACAA